AUGAUCGAGAAAGAUGAGAUGGCAGUGCCUCCAACAUUGCCACCAAAACUAAAGGAUCCAGGUAAGUUCACCAUCGCUUGUACCAUUGGUGAAGUAAAGAUCCCACAUGCUUUAUGUGAUUUAGGAUUAAGUAUUAAUGCAAUGCCACUGAACAAGGUUAAGGAAUUCAACUUGGGAGAGAUCAUACCGGGUAGUAUGAAUCUCACUUUGGUUGAUUUAUCUGUUACUCAUCUGCUUUGUAUCUUACAAGACGUGUUAGUGUAUGUCGAUGGUUUAGUCUUUCCUGCAGAUUUUGUGGUAAUUGACAUGAAAGGAGAUUCAAGAGGGUCAGUUAUUCUCGAAUGCCGAUUCUUGGCAACCGGGAAAGCUUUAAUAGAUAUGGAAACAUGUGAACUUAUCUUGAAGUUCAACAAGGAAAAAGUGGUGUUUAAUGUGUAUGAGUGGACACCGUAUAUGGAUGACCUAGAGACAUACUACCAAAUGGAAGAAAAAGGUAGCAAGGAUAACAAAGGGAAGAAAGAAAGUGAAUUGAUCGGUGUGAGAGUAUCCCUUGAGCCUGACAUGCCUUAG
Messenger RNA from Lathyrus oleraceus (garden pea), 570 nucleotides. RefSeq lists its product as uncharacterized. Lineage: Eukaryota; Viridiplantae; Streptophyta; Magnoliopsida; Fabales; Fabaceae. The coding region runs from base 1 to 570 and encodes 189 amino acids. The transcript has a single exon. The record is from RefSeq and is a predicted model, not a curated record.